Messenger RNA from Triticum aestivum (bread wheat), 895 nucleotides. Its product is annotated as transcription factor RSL2-like. NCBI's taxonomy places the organism in Eukaryota, Viridiplantae, Streptophyta, Magnoliopsida, Poales, Poaceae. Bases 25 to 408 code for a protein of 127 amino acids. Gene Ontology annotation, biological process: regulation of transcription by RNA polymerase II. The transcript has 4 exons. The record is from RefSeq and is a predicted model, not a curated record. Gene Ontology annotation, cellular component: nucleus. Gene Ontology annotation, molecular function: RNA polymerase II cis-regulatory region sequence-specific DNA binding; DNA-binding transcription factor activity, RNA polymerase II-specific; protein dimerization activity.
AAGUCUGUCACAUUCAAGACCAAGAUGCCGCAGCAGAAGCGGCGAUCCAGCAGCUACUGCUCGGACAACGAGUCCAAUUGCUCCCAGGGGGACGGCGGCGAGGAGGCCAACGUCGCCGGCGGCGGCACCGUGAAAGUGCGGGCCGGCCGCGGGUCUGCGGCCGAUCCCCAGAGCCUCUAUGCGAAGAGAAGAAGGGAGAAGAUUAACGACAGACUCCGAGUCCUGCAGAAGCUGGUGCCCAACGGAACCAAAGUGGAUCUCAGCACUAUGCUGGAGGAGGCAGUCCUCUACGUCAAGUUCUUGCAGCUACAGAUCAAGGUGCUCAGCUCUGACGAGAUGUGGAUGUACGCGCCGCUCGCUUACAGCGGCAUGAGCUUCGGAAUCGAUCUGAGGAUCACCCCUCAGUGAUGAGCUUUUUCUUUUAUUUAAGAAGAAAAAACCAUGAUGAACUUGACUCGCUUGAUUUCCAUCUCAACGUGGCGAAAACUAACCGUUCUGAAAGAGGAUGAACUGUUAAGGACGAUCCAUGCUUACCAAUGUAAUACUGACGAUGUUACAGAAUUUCUGUACGAUGGGUUUGCAGUUGUCUUCCUUUGCAAGAAGCCAAGAAGCAAUUUUUCUGGUCACUCGCCAGCAUGUCUCCACAAAUCAUGAUCAAAGUCACAAAUGCAAACGAGGCUUUGGUCUUCACAGGUCCUGCACUUUUGUAGUAGAUCAGCAGAACGUGUGCCGCCGGGAAUGCAAGUCUUUUUUAGUAGAGCACGUAGUAGGAGCUGCAGAAGACACGCAUUAUGUAAUCACUGAUAUAAUGUCAGAGUAGAUUCCGUAUUUUCUCCGGUUGAUUAUUGUUGAUGAAAGGAGAGGAAUAAUACUAUACUAGUUACACAAAAUGUAA